AUGAAACUUUUUUCCCAGCUCCUGGUGCUGGGCCUUGCGGCUGAAGGAGCACUUGCGAGUAACUGGUUCAGCAAGGCUGUCUAUAACAAAUGGCACGAAACGGAGCUAGAGCGCUGGCUCUCAGACCAUAAUGUCCCCUACCCCACACCCGCAGAUCGCAAGGAUCUUGAAAACCUGGUCAAGAACAAUUGGCAAUCGAAGGCUGUUUACCCAUACCAUGAGUGGGAUACACAUCAGCUUCAUUCUUUCUUGAAGCAGAAAGGUGUUGAGACAAAGGAUGCGGCUGCUGCGAACCACAAUCAUUUGCUUGAGCAGGUUAAGGCUCAUUGGUAUGACACGGAAGAAAAGGCUGAGCAGGCAUGGGCCAAUGUCAAAGACUGGAUCUUUGACACCUGGUCGGAUUCACAACUCAAGGCUUUUGCUGAUAGACAUGGCAUCCCUGUACCGCAACCACGCAAGCGUGACACUGUUCUUCAGCACCUUCGGUCCAGCUAUGAGAAUAUUGCAAAGAAAGCUGCCGAUGCAGCUAGCUACCCUGGAGACUGGCUUUACGAGACGUGGUCUGAAUCUGAGCUCAAAGAAUGGCUUGAUACCCACGGAGUUCCAGUACCGCAACCAACCAGCAGGGACAAGCUUAUCGCCAGCGUCCGCCGCAAUUCUCGUAUCGCCAGCCUAAGACUGGCUGACAUGAAAGCUUCAGCGUCCAAAUCUGCUGCAGACACCAUCGAGACACUCAGUGAUGCUCUUCUCGAUUCUUGGUCUGAUUCACAACUCAAGGAGUGGGCCGACAAGAAUGGAAUCAAGGUCCCCCAAGGUAGCAAGCGCAAUGAGCUGAUCGCUAUCGCACGCAAGCACCGCGCUCAGUUGGUUGGGGAUAACGUCUCUUACUCUGCGAAGAGUGCUGCCUCCAAGGCUUCUGCAUCAGGAGAAUCUGCUUUUGGAGCAGCUACCUCUUCUGCUGGCAACGCGUACGCACGUGCUACUGAUGAUGCGCAAUUAAAGGCCGAGGAUGCGUUCAACCGUGCCAUCUCAGCCUGGUCUGACUCAAGACUGAAGGCAUUCCUUGAUUCACGCGGUGUUCCAGUACCACAGUCAGGGAAGAGGGACGAGUUGAUAGCUGCGGUGAGGCUGAACAAGCAUAAAGCCGAGACUGGAUGGACGGCCUGGACAUUUGAUACAUGGACCAUUGAUAAUCUCAAGGCUUACCUUGCCUCCACUGGCAACAAGGCUGCCGAGGAAUUGAGCAAGAAAUCCAGCGCUACCCGCGAACAACUUGUCUCUGCCGCCCAGGACGCUUACAAUUCUGCGUCUGCCACCGGUGGUAAUGCAUUUGCAUCCGUAACCUCCUAUCUAGCCAAGCAGACCGACGCCGCGAAAGAUUCCGUCUUCGACACCUGGUCCGAAUCGGAACUCAAGAACUAUCUUGAUUCUUACGGCUUCCAAGUCCCUCAGGGCUCAACCAAGAAUGAAUUGAUUGCCUGGGCGCGGAAUCAGAGAAACUGGUUUAAAUAUGGGACUACAACGCCCCAAGGAACCUUAUGGGUUAAAUUACGAAACGGAGCUCAAUGGGUCAUGGACCAACUCUCCAUCGGUGCAGCAGCAGGCCGCAAGCAAGCCAACUAUCAAGCUGAAAAGGCCGCGGAUAGAGUCAAGGAGGGCGCAACGUAUGCGAAGCAUCGCGCGGAGGAGGCAGCCCAGAAGGCGAGUGAUAGGGCCAAGGAAGAGUUGUAG
Molecule: messenger RNA, 1731 nt
Organism: Amorphotheca resinae ATCC 22711
Lineage: Eukaryota; Fungi; Ascomycota; Leotiomycetes; Helotiales; Amorphothecaceae
Exons: 7
Coding region: 1-1731 (576 amino acids)
Source: RefSeq, a predicted model, not a curated record